AUGGGUGUUGCGAUACAAUAUGUGGAUAAGAAUGGAUGUCUCAAUGAACGUCUUCUUGGUAUUGUGCAUGUUAGUGAUACGGUUGCAACCACACUUGAGAAGGCACUUGAUUCUUUCUUCAACAGCAACAAUAAAAAACAUACAAGUAUUGGGUCUUUUUUUAAUUCUGUCACCCGUUUGUGUAAUAUUGUUGGAAGUUCAUGUAAGCGCAAAGAUGUGCUACGAGAGAGUCAAAGAGCGAAGGUUGUUGAAGGGAUUGCAAGUGAUGAAAUUAAUACCGGAAGAGGAUUAAAUCAAGAGAAGUCAUUGACACGACUCGGAGAUACUCGUUGGAGUUCGCAUUAUGGUACUCUCAUCAACUUGAUGCAUUUAUUUUCUUCUAUUAAUGAUGUUCUUGAGUAUGUUGGGGAGAAUGGUUAUGAGGAUGCACAUACGACUGAAGCUUUGGAUGUGCAAGAAAUUCUAAAUCAUUUUGAGUUUAUCUUUGUGUUGCAUCUUAUGAGGAAACUCUUGGGAAUUACACAUGAUCUCUCUCAAGUUCUACAAAAGAAGGAUCAAGACAUUGUUAAUGCUAUGAAUCUUGUCAAAGUAGCAAAAACACGUUUACAAGUAAUGAGGGAAAAAGGUUGGGAGGUUUUGCUUACUGAAGUUACAAAGUUUUGUAGAACAAAUAAGAUUGAUGUGCUUGAUAUGGAAGAUGAGUGUGUAGUUAGAGGAAGAGGAAGGCGUAAAAUUGAGAAAAUAAAAAAUCUCCACCAUUAUCGAGUUGAGUUGUUUUGUUCAGUCAUUGAUAUGCAAGCUCAAGAGUUGAAUCACCGUUUUAAUGAAGUCAACACAGAUUUACUUCUGUGUAUGACAUGUUUUUAUUCUAGAGACUCAUUUUCUGCAUUUGAUUCAGAGAAGCUGCUUCGCCUUGCCAAGUAUUAUCCAUCUGAAUUUUCUGAAGUUACUUUGUAUGAGCUUGAAAGUCAGUUUGAUAACUUUAUUUUUGAUGUGCGCACAGAUAAAAAGUUUUCAAAAGUAUCGGGAAUUGCAGGUCUUGCUCAGAAUAUGGUUUCUACAAGGAAACAUGAGAAUUUUCCGUUGGUUUAUUUGUUAAUUAAAUUGUCAUUGCUCUUAACCGUUGCCACUGCUUCAGUAGAAAGAGCUUUUUCAGCAAUGAAGCUAGUUAAGACUUCUCUACGGAAUCGUAUGAGAGACCAGCCAUUGAAUGAUUGCUUAGUUCCUUAUAUUGAGAAGGAUGCGUUUGUUAAUGUAACUAAUGAAGCUAUUAUGCAGCGGUUUCAAAAGAUGAAAAGUAGAAGAGGAGUGUUAUAA
Messenger RNA from Salvia splendens (bonfire salvia), 1317 nucleotides. RefSeq lists its product as uncharacterized. The transcript has 2 exons. The coding region runs from base 1 to 1317 and encodes 438 amino acids. Gene Ontology annotation, molecular function: protein dimerization activity. NCBI's taxonomy places the organism in Eukaryota, Viridiplantae, Streptophyta, Magnoliopsida, Lamiales, Lamiaceae. The record is from RefSeq and is a predicted model, not a curated record.